Messenger RNA from Lepus europaeus (European hare), 3783 nucleotides. It is a transcript of the gene DVL3, whose product is annotated as dishevelled segment polarity protein 3. NCBI's taxonomy places the organism in Eukaryota, Metazoa, Chordata, Mammalia, Lagomorpha, Leporidae. The coding region runs from base 38 to 2194 and encodes 718 amino acids. Gene Ontology annotation, biological process: canonical Wnt signaling pathway; intracellular signal transduction. Gene Ontology annotation, cellular component: cytosol. The record is from RefSeq and is a predicted model, not a curated record. Gene Ontology annotation, molecular function: frizzled binding. The transcript is spliced from 16 exons.
GCAGGCCGCGCGCGGGCCGCCGGCCCGAGCCGGGGCCAUGGGCGAGACUAAGAUCAUCUACCACCUGGACGGGCAGGAGACGCCGUACCUGGUGAAGCUGCCCCUGCCCGCCGAGCGCGUCACCUUGGCGGACUUUAAGGGCGUCCUGCAGCGACCCAGCUACAAGUUCUUCUUCAAGUCUAUGGACGACGAUUUCGGAGUGGUGAAGGAGGAGAUCUCUGACGACAAUGCCAAGCUGCCCUGCUUCAAUGGCCGCGUGGUGUCCUGGCUGGUGUCAGCUGAGGGCUCACACCCAGAACCAGCCCCCUUCUGCGCAGACAACCCAGUGGAGCUGCCACCGCCUAUGGAGCGCACCGGUGGCAUCGGGGACUCGAGGCCCCCAUCCUUCCACCCUCAUGCUGGCGGGGGCAGCCAGGAGAACCUGGACAAUGACACCGAGACGGACUCGUUGGUGUCUGCCCAGCGGGAACGGCCUCGCCGCAGGGACGGCCCAGAGCACGCGGCCCGGCUAAACGGAACUGCGAAGGGGGAGCGGCGGCGCGAGCCCGGGGGUUAUGAUAGCUCCUCCACCCUUAUGAGCAGCGAGUUGGAGACCACCAGCUUCUUUGACUCAGAUGAGGAUGAUUCCACCAGCAGGUUCAGCAGCUCCACAGAGCAGAGCAGCGCCUCGCGCCUAAUGAGAAGACACAAGCGGCGGCGGAGGAAGCAGAAGGUCUCCCGGAUUGAGCGGUCCUCCUCCUUCAGCAGCAUCACUGACUCCACCAUGUCCCUGAACAUCAUCACCGUCACUCUCAACAUGGAAAAGUAUAACUUCUUGGGCAUCUCCAUUGUGGGCCAAAGCAACGAGCGUGGUGAUGGAGGCAUCUACAUUGGCUCUAUCAUGAAGGGUGGGGCUGUGGCUGCUGAUGGACGCAUCGAGCCUGGAGACAUGCUGUUACAGGUAAACGAGAUCAACUUUGAGAACAUGAGUAACGAUGAUGCAGUCCGGGUACUGCGGGAGAUUGUGCACAAACCAGGGCCCAUCACCCUGACUGUAGCCAAGUGCUGGGACCCAAGUCCACGUGGUUGUUUCACAUUGCCCAGGAGUGAACCUAUCCGGCCCAUUGACCCUGCAGCCUGGGUCUCCCACACUGCAGCCAUGACCGGCACCUUCCCCGCCUACGGCAUGAGCCCUUCCCUGAGCACCAUCACCUCCACCAGCUCCUCCAUCACCAGCUCCAUCCCCGACACAGAGCGCCUAGAUGACUUCCACCUGUCCAUCCACAGCGACAUGGCUGCCAUCGUGAAAGCAAUGGCCUCCCCUGAAUCAGGGCUGGAGGUCCGAGACCGCAUGUGGCUCAAGAUUACCAUCCCCAAUGCCUUCAUCGGCUCAGAUGUGGUGGACUGGCUGUACCACAACGUGGAAGGCUUCACCGACCGGCGGGAGGCCCGCAAGUACGCCAGCAACCUGCUGAAAGCCGGCUUCAUCCGCCAUACUGUCAACAAGAUCACCUUCUCGGAGCAGUGCUACUACAUCUUUGGUGACCUCUGCGGCAACAUGGCCAACCUGUCCCUCCAUGACCACGACGGUUCCAGUGGCGCCUCGGAUCAGGACACUCUGGCCCCUCUGCCGCACCCUGGGGCCGCCCCUUGGCCCAUGGCUUUCCCUUACCAAUACCCGCCGCCCCCACACCCCUACAACCCGCACCCGGGCUUCCCGGAGCUGGGCUACAGCUAUGGCGGAGGCAGCGCCAGCAGUCAGCACAGUGAAGGCAGUAGGAGCAGUGGCUCCAACCGCAGCGGCAGCGAUCGAAGGAAGGAGAAGGACCCGAAGGCAGGGGACUCCAAGUCGGGCGGCAGUGGCAGCGAGUCGGACCACACGACUCGCAGCAGCCUGCGUGGGCCACGAGAGCGGGCUCCCAGCGAGCGCUCGGGCCCGGCGGCCAGCGAGCACAGCCACCGUAGUCACCACUCGCUGGCCAGCAGUCUGCGCAGCCACCACACGCACCCCAGCUACGGUCCUCCCGGAGUGCCACCGCUCUACGGGCCCCCCAUGCUGAUGAUGCCCCCGCCGCCUGCAGCCUUGGGGCCCCCUGGAGCCCCUCCGGGCCGUGACCUAGCCUCGGUGCCCCCCGAACUGACCGCCAGCAGACAGUCCUUCCGCAUGGCCAUGGGAAACCCCACCAAGAAUUUCGGGCUGUUUGACUUUCUGUGAGCCCCCAGCGAGGGGAGGCCCAGCCUCCGAGGAGACCAGGAACCCUGCUUCAGCAGCCCCUCAGGGCUCCCCAAGGAUGUCCAGUCCCCACACCCGCACCUCAACACACUGAGUCCCAGGGCUUCUGGGAGGGCCCCAGCGUCCUCCAUGCCGGAGAGAUGAUUCUCUCAAGAGACAGUCUCUCUCUCGUUCUCCCACUCUCUCUCUCUCUCUCUCUCUCUGUAUUUGUCUGUCUCUCUCACACACACGUACCUAUGCAAGUUUGCUUAAGCCUCAGGGCUGGUCCCUGCCCAAAGGGCUGGACCCUGUGCCCCAGUCCUCUCCCAGGCUGGGGCUGGUUCCCUAGCCUCCCACACACACACCCCGUGUCCUCCUACAUGGAUAAAGCCUGUGAGCUGGGUCUCAGGCUAAGCUUGGCAGAGGACUCCCCUGUGACUGACUGACAGGCCAUUCUUAACACCCACAACGCCCACCACAUUCACCCCGACACCCCGGGGCACAGCCACAGGGGCCUACAGGCCAGCUAUGGAUUCACAGGGGUACUUCUGAGCGCCAGAUUUUCUUUUUACCUUAUUCUCCACUUUAAGCCAAUCAGGUCUUUUCUCUCUAAGCCUCUGCUAUAAAUCCUGGCUCAUCCAAGCUGCCAUGUUUUCAGGGCUGGGAUGUCAAGAGUAAGAUGAAAUCAUUAGCUCCAAGCUUUGCAGCUAUCCAAGGUAGGGACAUUUUGGCAUUUAUUUUAUAAAUCCUUCCUGGAGUUUGUUGAGCAAAGGGCUGGGUUGGAAGCGUGAGUCAGUCCUGCCUGCUUUCUGGGAGCUCUGGAUUUGCUCCUGACUGAAGCCAAGGCUUCUUCAAGCCACCACCACAGGACUGUUUUCUGUACUGUUUGCUCCAACUCUCUUGAGAAUUCCUCCACUAUUGCUCAUGACUUCGUUGAUGUUUCUGUUAUUCCAUCCUUGGUCCACUUCUCUUUCCUAUUUCCCCCCCCAAGAUGGUAUCAUCCAUCCUGAUAUCCUCAAUUGCUGCUGGUAUGCUGGUGAUUCCCAGAUGUGUAGCUCCCACCCCAGCUUCCCCCAAUCUUGGCAGAGUAUUUUUAUUACCCCCUGGACAUCCCAUGGACAUGUCUACAUGAACUCAACUCAUGUCCCCAGUCAAGUGUGUUCCUCCUGCAUUCUAGUCCUAAUUACCUUCAUCGUGACCUACAUAGACUCACCAGCUAGGAACAUUUAUAGGCUUAAAUCCCUUCCCAUAUCUUACUAGUCAUCGUACCAUAUCCAUUGCACCCAACAGUCUCUGGAAUUUGGCCCUUUCUCUCCCCUCUUCCUCUACUUUAAUUCACUGGAGUGUGGGGUUUGGACUCCGGUUGUUCUGAGUCUGAAUUCCAGCUCUACAACUUUUUGAUUGCGUGAUAGGAGAGUUAUUUAACCUCUCUGAGCCUCAGUUCCCUCAUAUGUAAAAUGAUAAUAAUACCUACCUCACAGGGUUGUUGUGAGGAUUUAAAUUAGAUAUUGUACGAAAAGUGCCUAGCACAGUGCAUGGCACAGAAUAGAGUAGGUGCUCAAUAAAUGGUAGCUAUUAUUAUUAUUAUUAUU